Heterocephalus glaber (naked mole-rat) is the source of this 1473-nucleotide messenger RNA. The record is from RefSeq and is a predicted model, not a curated record. Lineage: Eukaryota; Metazoa; Chordata; Mammalia; Rodentia; Bathyergidae.
AUGGACACCAUCUUAGUCUUCAGCCUAAUCAUUGCAUCCUAUGAUUCCAAGGAGAAAGAUCUCAGAGAUAACACUUGCCAAGUGGAACAGCUGCCUGGGCUCUUCCCAAAGGAUGUGAGAAGCAUCAGGGACUUGCUAAUGCAAGAAGCUCACACAGAAGCCCAAAGGGGCACAUUCACCCAAAAUUGAACUGUGGCUACCCUGCAGUGCCUUGGCUCUGGGGACAAAGUGCAAGUCAACCUUUUAUACUCAGACGGAAGGCCAGAGGCCAAGCAUAUUCUGAAGAACCUGACAGUCUCUGCUGCUCCUUGCAGAUACAACUCUGCCUCUCCAACCUGUUACCUAAUCUUCACAUCUAAGUUUCAGACUGGAUCUCUCCUAACAGGCAAAGAAAUGCCAAACAUCCUCGACAGUGAAACUGGCAUUAAUGGAGCCACUGCUCUGUCCACCUCUGCAGUUGGACAAGAUGCUCCUAAUUCAUCUAACUCAAGGAAAGCCACAGAGAUCACUAUAAUCCACUAGACAUACUUCUGAAAAGUUCUCCUUUGCCUCAGCCAUUGAAUAAAUACACUACCUUCUCCCUAAUAUUAAUCAAUAUGGGAAGAUUCUCUUUUAUGUGUGGUACUUGGGGUUGAACCCAGAGCCUUUGCACUGAGCUACAUCCCCAGCCCUUUUUAAUUUUAAGACCAAGUCUUGCUAAGUUGCUCAUGCUGGGCUUGAACUUGUGAUUCUCCUGGCUCAACCUCCCAGAGGGCAAGGAUUACAAGCAUGUGACAGCAUGCUCAAUUAAAUUUUUUUUUAGUGGUAGUGCAGGGAAUUGAACCCAGUGCUUUGUUCACGCUAUGCAAGCACUCUACCACUGUGCUAUAUCCUGGUGAAUAUUCCUCCCAAUGUUACACUCAUAUCUUCAUCCAGGCACUAACAUCAAUAAAGCCAGAACAAUGAAGGAAAAGCCUUCAUACCACUGCUACUGAUGUGGCCACAGGCCUCUGUGAUUAACUUUGUACAUCCAUGAAAAUGGUUGUCUUUCCAUUCCAUCAAAUGAAAAUUCCAAGCACUAUGAACAGACCUUACUGCUCUGACAGAAGACUUAAGUGCAGCCUCCAAAAAGUGGACAAGGCAGCUGGUUGUGACACAUCCCAACUCCUAUGCUACCCUCACAGAUGACUUCAUACUCACAGUUGCCUUCACUUUGUGGCUGUCACCUAGCUUACAUGGGGUACCUGCCCCCGCCCAGGGUGACAUUUGUAGGGUUUUAGGAUUUAGCCUCUGCCACCACAUGUAGCUGUCGAUGCACUGGGGACAGGAACCCAACCCCAAGCAUUCCAAAGUCCUCCUCAGAAGUCAUCACUAAGGGGUCAGGGCUGCAGACAACACUCUAGCGAAGUCUCCCAAGGAUCCAGAGUUCCAUGGCAGGUCCGAUACUAUGUCUUAUUUUAAUAGUGAGCAACAUACAGUUUGGAGCAUCAGGGU